This is a messenger RNA of Tetrahymena thermophila SB210, 1638 nucleotides long. Its product is annotated as Serine/Threonine kinase domain protein. The transcript has 4 exons. The record is from RefSeq and is a predicted model, not a curated record. Gene Ontology annotation, molecular function: ATP binding; protein kinase activity. Gene Ontology annotation, biological process: protein phosphorylation. NCBI's taxonomy places the organism in Eukaryota, Ciliophora, Oligohymenophorea, Hymenostomatida, Tetrahymenidae.
CAUAUUGCUCAUCAAAAUUAAUUAAUUUAGAAGCAAAAUAUAUUUGAUAAUUAUUAUACAAAUAAAUAAAUGGGUUCAUAGCAAGCUAAACAAAAUUAGGAAUUCUAAAAUUUUUCUGAAUACUAUUUAACUGAAACGGGUCCUUCAAAUAAAGAAAUGCAAUACAUAGAGAAAUUAGCUACCAAAUUGAACCAAACAACGGAGGAAUUGUAACUCAUUAAGAAUUUUUUAGAAUAAAGAGGAUACAAAUUUUCUGAAAGACUGUUGGGGAAAGGUGGAACUAGUGUUGUUUUAAGAGCAGAAAAUAUUCAAGGACAGAAAUUAGCACUCAAAAUAUUAAAAUGCUCAACUAAAGAGCAAUAUUUGAAUAAUCUAUAAGAAUACCGCUUAAUGAAAUAAACAAAUUCAAAUUAUGUUAUAAAAGUGAACGAACUUCUUGAAUACAGAACAAAUAAUAAAUUAAUUUAAUUUUUGGCAAUGGAGAAAUGUUUAUAUAAUUUAUAGUCUUAGCUCUGUGGAGGCAAGAAGAUGAAAAAAGAUUAAAUAUAUGAGAUUUGUCUUCAUCUCACAAAGGGAUUAAGCUCUCUUCAUAAAUAAAAUAUUUUACAUUUAGAUAUCAAGCCAGGAAAUAUUGUUUUGGGAUUUGAUAAUAAAUGGAAAUUUAUUGAUUUGGGAUUGUCUUAGGUUUUACCUCAGAACUAAGAUUGCUGUGAUGAUGUGCAAGGCCUGACAAGAUAUUAUUGCUCUCCAGAAUAGUACUAAUUGUUCUAUAAAUUAUCUAAAGCAAAAAUUGGCAAGUAAAGUGAUAUCUACAGCUUGGGACUAGUAUUUCUCGAGCUUACAGGAGUCAAAAUACCAGAAGCAUAAAUACAAGAAACAAAGUUGAAGAAAAUAAACUUUGAGCAGAUGUUUAAUCCAGAAUUUGAGGAAAUCAAUAUACUACUAAAUAAAAUGUUAUAAUAUAAUCCUGAAAAUAGAUGCAGUUUAUCUUAAAUUAAGAGUUAUUUAGAUUAAUUGAAUUGCGAAGAAGGUUAAUGUACUACCACUGUUGGCACUUCUCCUAUGAAUACACUGCAAUUCUAAAUUAAAAAUAUAUCAAUAAGUAAAAAAGACUAAAGAUCGAAAUCAAAUCUUAAAUAAGAUAUUGAUUAGUAGAUCUUUGAGAAAAGAAGACAUUACAAGCAUGGGAGUAUGAAUGAUUUGUCUUCUUUAGAAAAUGUAUCAAGUUUAUCUCCUAAAAAAAACAUGCUUUAAAUCAAAUAAGAAUAAAAUUAUUAGAACUAAAACUUCUCUCAUUUCUUCGAGCUGAGGAGAUCUGGGUCUCAGGCAUAAAUUCCCUCAGAAAUGUUUAGUAAUAACUAACAUCAAGAUGGCUUAUCUCCUACAAAAAAAGUAGUUUAUCCUUAAAAAUUAGAACAAAUUUAAUUAGCAAGAAAUAUUAUUUCUAAAAAACUAUCUGUUGCUGAUAUGUUUAAAAAUACAAGUACACAAUAAUUUAAAGAUGUUAGUCCUAUAAGACCUAAAAUCAAAGUAGUUCUACCUUCUUUAAGUAAGGUAUCUUCUAAAGUAGUCUCCCCAUCUAGUACAUAAACAAAAUUCUUUUUGCAUAGAUAACAUAUAAAUGAAUAAUAAAAUUGA